Messenger RNA from Triticum turgidum subsp. durum (durum wheat), 237 nucleotides. The record is from the annotation of a GenBank genome assembly. NCBI's taxonomy places the organism in Eukaryota, Viridiplantae, Streptophyta, Magnoliopsida, Poales, Poaceae.
AUGAUGGAGAAGUACUUGGAAAUAAGGACGAAGCAGGUGGUGGAUGAGAGGAAUAAGCCAAGGGUCGUGGGUGAGUACUCUAUCAAAAACUGCGUUGAUCUGCUGAAAACAAUGGACAUCACACCUGAAGAAGAAGUCAAGGCUUUCCGAGUCUUCAAGAUCCCCGAGAACCGAGAGAUUUUCAUCAGUGCCAGACCAGAGACUGCUCUUAUGUGGCUGAGAGCUAAAAUGGAAUAA